UCACUUCAGUAGUUCAGCCCGUGGUUCAGUGUUCAGUGAGCAGCGAGCUGGUUUUUCGCGUCGAGUAGUGGGUCCAUUAUUCUAAUCCUCCCAGAUUCCGGUUGUGCCGCCGCGUACGGGUCCUCCGCAUAAAGUGUGAAACCUACUAGGUACCUAGCUACCCUGGUGGUGUGCCUGUUUUCCUCGAUUCCGGUGGUGUUGAUAUUUUCCAAUUAUCGCGACCGGUUUUCCGUUUUCCAUUUUGUCGAAUCGGAAAUAAGAGACGUUCGGUCGAUUUUCGUUUUCGGAACAGUAGUGCUGUGGCUGUAUUUUGUGGGAUCGUACGGCCGGCCAUUGUACAAUAUUUGAUUCACCCGAUAGUGGGAUAAAUAAAUAGAAGCGAUAAAAAUAUCCGAACGGAGAAGAAAGAAAAGGUGUCCAAAGAAGAAAUUACGGUGGAAGCUCUUUUGAAGAAGUGUGGAAAGUAGUGCAGCAGAGUGUAGCCUCCGGCAGAGUUUUGUUGUAUACACACAUCAACGCAUACAGCAGCUAUCAUCGACAGACGAAGAUUGACCGCUAGAGGAGCAGGAUUUAGCAAACAUUAGUGCUAGAUUUUUUUGGAGCUGCGCUAAUAGAAAUUUUACAGCUGGUGCUACUGAUCGGUCGGAUUUCAGAAGUACCGCAAAGGGAUUACGUCGUGUGUCGGAUGUCCGGUUGUGUUAUUUGGUUCUGCUGGCUCUAAGUGUCCCCAUAUAGUGUUCUCGAAUACGGUUCCGAGGAGCACCGAAAAGCGAAGAAAAUGUCCGUCAGCUGCAAAUGUAUGAAUAUCGUAGUGAAGCUGGACCAGCCGUCAGCGGGGUCGGAUUUGUCGGGACGGAGAUUCGAUCUGGAAGCUGUACUAAAGAAGCAACAACAGGACCGAGUCGCGGCGGCGGCAGCGGCCACAACAAAAACGACGACGACGACGACGACACCCAGUGACGACCAUUUUCUAUUUUUCAAAGAGGCCCUCGGUCCCAUCCGGUGCUCCAGCGUAGACGUCCGGUUCGACGGGCUGCUGCAGAAGGAACGCGUCUUGGACGAAUGGGAACUGAGCCGCUGUAGACACUGUGAUAGUUUUGUGUUUGCACGGCACGUGCUGGAUGAUGGCAAUGCCGAUGGAACCGUCUCUGCCAUGAUCACCUGCCUGAUCAAUCCGUCAUUGAUGACGAACGUCGAGCAGCUGAAUGCCCGCAUGACCGACGGCAACUACUCCCACGCGUUUGGUAUCGUGCUUAACGGAUCAAGCCUCAGCUACAGCGACUUGACCGGAAAGGGCAAGCUGCUCAGUAAAGUGAGUGAUAACCAAUUCGUACAGCGGUUCCGUGCCUACAUGGAGCAGGAAACGGAAGCCGCCAACGAGCGCAUUCAGCGCUUCACCGAACAGGAAUUUGCCGUCCUCAAGGUGAAACGGGAACGUGCCGAACAGGACUGCCUGAUUCUGGCCAAACUAGCGGCGGCGGCAGCAAACAACCAACAAGUACCUGAUGAGCUACUGCUGGUACGCAGCAACAGUACCAGCAUCAACAGUAGCAACAGCAACACCAGCGGUGGACUAAUGGGGUCUCAGCAAACCGUCGUCCCGCCUACUGUGACUCCACCGACGACCACCGCUCCUAGCAAUGCGACCAACGUGAACGACACGAGCGUCAACAGUCAACUGGAAACACCCCCACCCACACCGGAAUACAUGCCCAUGUCCACCGGUAAUAGUCCACCGAUGACAGGCACUGCAAACAGUGCCGGCAACACCCGGUCAUCCUCCUCAAUGGUUGAUCAAUCCUCGUAUUCGUCUCCUAACGCCACGAGGUUCAACGGCCAAACUCCCAACAGAGCGAACCUUAGUUACAACAAUGUCGAUAAUCAUCCUUAUCACAGCAGCAACAACAACAACAAUAAUAUCGUUAGUUUUAACAACUCCCGAGGUGCCAUGAGUAGACAACAACAACAACAACGACCAGUUGCUAUCUCGAUGCAACAACAUUCCAGUACAAAUUCGAUGACGGCGCUGCAACCGCAGCAGCAGCAGCAGCAGUAUCGCAUGACAUCCUACGAAACGGACUGCAUGUUCGACAUUGACGGCAUGGAGAACGACAACUCGCCGCUCUCGAAUGCGCUGUCGGACGAGGAGGAACUUGGAUUCGAUGAAUCCAUCAGCAAUAACAACGAGGAUGGUAUGUACAUACCAUCACGCCAGCUGGCCGGCAAGAAUGGGUCAAUCGCUAGAAGUCUUCCGAUCUCAAUGCCUCAGCUGAUGACGCAGUUCCGAACGAACGAGGAGGAUUUUGAGGAGAUGAACGAAGACAACGUGGACAUUGCCGCCAGUAUCAAGGCUCUGGCGAGGAGCGUCCACGGCGACACAGUGUUCGGAGAUCUGCCGCGGCCGCAGAUUCAGCGAUUCAGCACACAGAUCUAAACCACUCCUCCGCAUAGAUCUGCUACAACAAUAGAUAGGUCGUCGUAAGUGUGAAGCGUAUGGAUUUCUGCUACUCCCCAGUUGUUUUCCGUCGCGCACGGAAUCGAAACAAGCAAAGAAGUGUGUGGCAGGCGAAGCGAACAGUCAGACUUUGAUGUAUUAGGAUGUAAGGAAUCAGUUGCGAUUUUUUUUUGUUUCGUGUUUUUUUUUUUUUUAUUAAGGAUUACCUAUAUUGUAACAAAACAAACCAUACUACUACUAUCAUAUAUUACACAGCAGCCCCAGAUUUUAACCACGUUCGGUUGGUUACACGUAUAAAUGUAUGUUUCAUCUUUUAGGAAGAUAGUUUUUUAUUACUUAUUUGUAUCGUUGUAAGUCAUACUCAGCAUCAACGUCAGCGAAUUCGUUUAAAUUUGUAUCUGAUAGCAGCUCAUGCACGUUCGAUUUUUUAUACCGACUGUUUGUCACGCGACUCCUCAGUUAAUUUACAGACUAGACUUGGGAAAAUCAUAUAGUUAACAGUUGAAUUGUAGGAGCGAACUUUUCCCACGUUGGAUUGGAAUUUGUUUGAUUUCUUUUUGUAUUGCAAAGAUUUGGACUAGUUGGAAAGAUUUAUAGUUUCUUUUGCGCAGUUCGGCGUAAUUUUAAAUUUAUACCAUACAGUUGAACUGAGUAAGAUCAAAAUUGUUCUGUGUAUAAGCUUAGAACUGUUGUUCUUUUUCCAAACGCAAACUUCGAUGUAGUUGAACAGAGAAUAGGAAAAAAACGUCAAACUCCUGAUUGGCAUUCGAAUCCACAUGAGAAUCUUGAAACUAGACUGAAAAUAUGCGCUGAGAAUAACAUCGAGAGAGUAGGGUUCGUUUAUGUGUAUUGUGAAAGCGAGAUUUUAGAGCCAAGAGCUUUGAAUGGUGAUAAGAAAUACAAUAUUAAUCUCCACAAUAAGUUGAGCAAUUUGCUUAAGAAUUUUCUAUCUUUUUUAACCUGUUAAUAGAUAUGAGCAAUCUGACCUAUAUUUUCCCAUAAACUUUACCGGAUUGCCAGCGUAUAAGCUUAAAAUUGCCUGCUUUGUUAAAUUUGGUAAAGCAGUUAAUAACGAAUGGCCUUGUGAUUAGCAUGACAGUCAUGGUUGGAUAAUACAGUCAAAAGUGAAUGUUGCGAGAGGUAGCAGAUUUUGUCGUUACAAGUAGGGGAAAACCUUUUUCGAAAUCAAAGUGCUAGCACGAAAGAACCAAUACCCUCUUCGUUAGUGUCCUCCUUCAGUGACAAAUAUCGUUAAGAAAGUUAUCCUCUUCCCAUUACCGAAACUACCUCCUUUGAAUUUAUACCGCUGAACAUUGAAAAAUCCGCAAAGAUCAUCAAUAUUGACUCAAGUAUAAAGAAAAGGCAUUUGUAGGUGUUGCUUUUGUUCCAUUCUAUUAACGAGUCGUUGUUCGUACAGACAUAAUCGAUCAAGUAUAGCAAUAUAUCUGGCAAAAACAAAAACCGCUCAUUUAACAAUCAUAAGUCGACAACCGCUGUGUUAGUUAGUAUGAUCGUAAUCUUCCUAUCCUCUACUUAGACCACCCCAGCAACAAAAAACAACACUACCGAAAAUAUCAAAAGCAAAAUACAAAAAAAAAAGAAUCACAAAUAAACCAAUAUUCAAAUGCUAGAGAAAAGUUGUAAUUUACUGUAGUUCUAGUUGGAUAGUAGGCCGUAUACGGUGAAACGCCAUUUUGUCCACGAUCGCAAAAUGUUUAGGAUGGAAAGCGGUGAAGAGAAUUGUGUCUUUUUUGGAUGCGCGGAGUAAACGAUUCAAUUGUUCGAAGAAUUCAGCUGCAGUGCAAAACGAAGACCAAGAACGCAGCUGUGUAGAAUUAAACAUUGAAUGAAACGAAUAAUGAGAGCAAAUAAUAAAAACUAUCAUCAUCCAGCAGAAAACAUAUGGAAAAAUAA
Molecule: messenger RNA, 4369 nt
Organism: Aedes albopictus (Asian tiger mosquito)
Lineage: Eukaryota; Metazoa; Arthropoda; Insecta; Diptera; Culicidae
Gene: PRAS40
Exons: 5
Coding region: 779-2434 (551 amino acids)
Biological process (GO): neurotrophin TRK receptor signaling pathway; negative regulation of protein kinase activity; negative regulation of TOR signaling
Cellular component (GO): cytoplasm
Source: RefSeq, a predicted model, not a curated record